CGAAAUAUUUCGUUGAGGGGUAAAAACUUCAAAACAAAAUCAUCUGUCUGGCAAAAAUAAAAACAAAGUUUAGCAGAACAACAUAACGUAACACAACAUGCAAAGAGUUUUCUUUUUAUUGUUAAUUUUAAUCCCAAAUCUGGAAGCAAGUGAAUUCAAAGGACUUCAAUUUCUUGUGAAUAUUCUAAUGGGAAAUAUUAAUCCAAGGAAUAGCAAUGAAGAAACAGUCCAACAUCAGAAUAUUGAUUUGGGUAGACGUCAAACGAAUUUUUCAUUUAUAGACUACAUUAGUUUGGAUCAAAGAGAAAAGAAUAUGUGUCCGGUACCAGAAAAUUAUCAGGGACAUCAAAAUGUAGAAUUGAAUGAUGAGCAUAAGGCAAAGAAUGGACAUGUUAAGUGCAUCAAUAAAUCAAUUGAAAGCGGAACAGUCGGAACAGUACAAAUUAUGCAGUCUAUGAAAGAAAUUGCAACACUUCUAUCACCACAUGGGAAUAAUACCAAACGCAAUCAAAUUGGAAAAUGCGUUGUAAUCCUGUUUUAUACGCGCUCAUGUCCGGGAAGUGUUAUGGUUGGACCCCAUUAUGUAGCACUAGCCAAGAUCUUUCCCCACAUGACAUUUGCUGCAAUUGAUGCCUUCAAGUUUAGCAGUUUGAACACCGAAUUCGGGAUAAUUGGCUUACCAACUGUGAUGCUCUUUCAUCAGGGACGUCCUGUAAUGCGUUUCAACGAUACUCAAUCUACAGUUAAUAAUUUUAUAUCAUUUAUCCUGAAAUACACCGAUAUGAGAUCACCUUUAGUGCAUAAUGCAUAUGUAACAUCAGAAGACUUCAAUGGACCUCUUCCUAGUAAGGUGGAAUAUGAUACAGAUUACUAUCUGUACUUAGCCUGGAUCUUUAUCAUUCUCUGUGCCACCUAUCACUUUACAAAAUCUCACCUAUAUUCACAAAUUAUUGAGAUGAUCAAGAGGAAUUGGCGUGAGUCAGAAGCUCAAACAGAACAGGAUUUACGUUAAAUCUAUUCUCUUUGUAAUGUUACUUAGAGGCUAGAGAAGUCUUCAUUCAUACCGUCAGUACCAAUGAAAUGUAAAUAUGAAAAAAAAUAUUAAAUAAUAAAGAAUUGAAUAAAAAAAAAA
Messenger RNA from Lutzomyia longipalpis, 1132 nucleotides. RefSeq names its product thioredoxin domain-containing protein 15 (gene bug). The record is from RefSeq and is a predicted model, not a curated record. Bases 98 to 1012 code for a protein of 304 amino acids. Gene Ontology annotation, biological process: cilium assembly. The transcript has a single exon. NCBI's taxonomy places the organism in Eukaryota, Metazoa, Arthropoda, Insecta, Diptera, Psychodidae. Gene Ontology annotation, cellular component: cilium.